AUAAAAGAUUUCGCAAGAUACCAAACUUCAUUUCUCAAUAACAGUCAGUCUCAGCCAAAAUUAUACUUGUUGAAGAGAUCGCCUAUGAGAGGAAAAGAGCACAAGGAGGAGGAGAAGGAGGGGGAAGAAGAAAAAGAAGAAGAGGAGGAGGAGGAGAAGGAGGGGGAAGAAGAAAAAGAAGAAGAGGAGGAGGAGGAGGUUAUCGACUAUGUGUUCAAGAUCGUCGUUGUCGGUGACUCGGCGGUGGGGAAGACACAGUUGCUGGGGCGGUUCACCAAGGACGAGUUCCACUUCGACUCCAAAUCCACCAUCGGCGUCGAGUUCCAAACCCGCACCCUCAACCUCAACCGCAAGCGCAUCAAGGCCCAAAUCUGGGACACCGCCGGCCAAGAAAGGUACAGAGCCAUCACCAAUGCUUACUAUCGAGGAGCUGUAGGUGCAAUGCUAGUCUACGAUGUCACCAGAAGACACACCUUCGAUCACAUCGCGAAAUGGAUUGAGGAACUCCGCGCCAACGCCGAUAACUCCAUCGUCGUAGUGCUCAUCGGAAAUAAGUCCGAUCUCGUCGGAAAGAGGGAGGUCUCGUUGGACGACGCAGUCGAGUUUGCGGAGGAGCAAGGGCUCUUCUUCUCCGAGGCAUCGGCGCUCAGCGGGGAGAACGUCGAGACGGCUUUCCUGAUGCUGUUGGAGGAGAUCUAUGGGGUGGUGUCGAGGCAGGCCUUGGAGUGCGAUGCAGCGAGGAGGAUUACUUAUGGAGGGAACAGCGACGUGUUGAACUUGAGAGGGACCAAGUUGCCUGUCCUUUCGGAGGCGUCCAUCAUGGAGACCAGUGCUAUGAGAAAAGAAACACAAUAUUGUGCUUGUUCGUCAUGAUUCUUCCCUCUGUAAAAAUUGCAGGAUUACUGUAAAAGUUGCUGACUUCGUUUCCAGAAAUCAAGCAUUUUGGCUGGACAGACCUCUAACAUA
This is a messenger RNA of Zingiber officinale, 966 nucleotides long. Its product is annotated as ras-related protein RABA3-like. Gene Ontology annotation, cellular component: endosome. Gene Ontology annotation, molecular function: GTP binding; GTPase activity. The record is from RefSeq and is a predicted model, not a curated record. The transcript has 2 exons. The coding region runs from base 85 to 873 and encodes 262 amino acids. NCBI's taxonomy places the organism in Eukaryota, Viridiplantae, Streptophyta, Magnoliopsida, Zingiberales, Zingiberaceae.